Messenger RNA from Triplophysa dalaica, 2316 nucleotides. It is a transcript of the gene nrbf2b, whose product is annotated as nuclear receptor binding factor 2b. Lineage: Eukaryota; Metazoa; Chordata; Actinopteri; Cypriniformes; Nemacheilidae. The transcript has 4 exons. The coding region runs from base 176 to 937 and encodes 253 amino acids. The record is from RefSeq and is a predicted model, not a curated record. Gene Ontology annotation, biological process: autophagy.
CGCGGCAAUGACGCCACAGGGGCGGACGUUGUUUUCUCGCGGAUAUUCAGCAGCUGUGGUGUAAAAGAGUGUCGGGCUCAGGAUUAAAGGCAGUAAUGUGUCGUGUUGAGUAAUGUGUCGUGUUGAGUAAUGUGUCGUGUUGAGUAAUGUGUCGUGUUCACUGAUGUGGUGAAGGAUGGAGGUGUCGGACAGUCCGCUCAACCUCGCCCAUCAACAGUGCAGGAAAGCAGACCGUCUGCUGGCCGCUGGGAAGUUUGAAGAUGCCAUCUCCUGCCACAGAAAAGCAGCAGAACUUCUCAGAGAAGCCAUGAAGCUCACAGAGUGUGAACAGGCUCGCUUGUCUCUGGAGCUGCAGCGAGACAGUCACGUGAAACAGCAGAGAUUGAUCGAGGAGCGCUGGAAAAGAGCCAGACGAGAGAACAAGCCCAGAAUCCUGCAGCACGUCUCCUCAGAGCCCACACCUCGUCUGCACCCGCAGCCGUCCGCUGACGCCGCGCAGUCCUCCGAUCGCGAGUACGACACCUGGCUGUACCUCCUGAAGAACAAAGAUGCCGCCCCGGAGCCCUGCCCGGGCAGCAAAGCCCAGAAAGAUGACAAAACACGCCUGGAGGAGCAGCAGACCACCAUUGAGGACCUGCGCAAGCUGGUGGACAACCUGGUGUGUGAGAACGAGCGCCUGAAACGGGAGAACGAGCGUCUGCAGGCCGAGAACGUGCGGAUCAAGAAGGAGCCCUACGCACACUUGGUGGACAGGUCGGAGGUUUGGGUUCUUCCGCAGCCGACAGAGGAACGCAAGGCCAAGGACAUACCCAUCCCCCAGCUUCCCCCGCUGGAGAUGCCCACUCAGGAGAUCCCUCUGGAAGACCUUCCCGCUCUGGAGCUUCCCGAGGACAUCCAGCAAGUGCUGCAGGAGCUGCUGGACGGAGAGAAGCAUUAGAAGAAUCUGUCCGUCUGAAGACGCAGCACGUUUGUUUUGCUGGUUUAGGUGGCGCCGCCCUAUAGGUACUGUAGCCAAUGACAUAAACAAACAGAGCUCUGAAGUAUGUGUGCCUUUUUUUCAAUGUUUCUAACGUGCUUUUGUUAUGAAGUUGAAGUGGAAAGCGACGGUGGAGACUGCGGCUGAACUGCACUUCUUUACCGUCACAUGAUGAUAAUAUCCACUUCCACCUUUAUCAGCAGGUCAACCUGCCCCGUUCUGACUGAGAAACAAACUUAACCUCUCCCAGAUGCAGGGGACGGUGAACACUGUGAACUACACGCAGACUGUGUGUGUGUGUUUUGUGACCUGUGGAUUAGCACGUGCUGUGGUAGGUUUGUUAUGGACAUGAGCGUGCAGCUUCAGUUCUCUGUAUCAGCACCACAGAUUUAUGGCAUCGAGGAAAUAGGCAUCAAUGCAGUUAGCUAUGCGUUCUGUUCUACACACAGAUAACCAGCUUGCGGCCGUUCACACUUGUUUUGCCUUAUUGCAGAAGUCCAGUAGACACUCAUGAUGUCAUCUCUAGAAACCCUGCCUGGAUGAUUCGUCACGGUGGCUUUGUAGCAACUAUAAAACCACAAGCGCGUGCGCUAAUGUUUGAUGAUUAUUUCUGUAGGAUGAGGGGCUUCACGACUGAACUAUUUCAUGAUCAAUCCAUCAGGACCAGAGAGUGAGAAUUAUAAGCAAUAAUAAUCACACACAGUGUCAGUUCCCAGCAGUGGCAUUUUAGUUCUCUCCAUUCUCUUUAAGUCUUUGUCUUGUCAUUGCUUGUCCUGCUCAUCUUUGUUUUCACGUUGAGUCUGAGAUUUUCUGGUAGUGCAGCCAAAGAUCAAACUCUGUGUCGGCGUGAUGAGAACAUGUCCUGAGCUGUCUGGAUGUUUUUUUAAGCUUAAUUUGUACUGUAAUCAAUGGAGGAUUGUCUGGAUCAGGAUGUUAAUGUGUUCAGGUGACAGACCGCACAAUCAUACCACAUCUAACAGUAAAGCAGGUUCACUCGUCACACAGACUAACGGCGAAUGGAAAACGAGAGCUUUUUAAUGCAACACAGAAAACUAUUGAAUAUUGGCUUGUAUUUGUGUUAUAAAGAGGGAACCAAAUCAGAUUUUGCUUUUAUUAUUAUUAUUUCAAUGUUCAAUUACUGGUUUACCACAGUAAUCAGGGUGCAUCAGAUAUUAUUUCUUUUUAUAAUUUUUGUUUUGUCUUAUGUAAAAAUAAUGAAGUGUUUUGAUGCAUGGAUGACUGUACUAGAUGUAAGUGUAUGAUUAAGAUGUAAAAAAAAAAGAGUUUGUGUCGGUGAGUUUUGAUGAGCAUUAAAAAUGAAUGAACAUGUGGAAGCUUUA